AUGCCCAGAACACGUGGAAUGCGAUCGUGCGAUAAUCACUGUGAUUCCGUCCCGUAUACUAUGGGAACGGCUGAAAAUUCCCAUCACAUUAAUUUUGUCGAAGUUCUAUCUCUGCCAUUUUCAUUUGUUAUGUUUCUCAUCAUAUUUGUUAUUCUCCUUAACGUUACCCAGACACCAGUACUUAAGGAUACUGCACAGUGCGUGAAUCUCAUUCGCCUUGGUGACAAUCUAGAAGAAAGCGGCGGUCCACCAACCCCGCUAGUCGGUGGAACUGAGGCAGCGUAUCAAGAAACUGACGAAGUUGGAAAGCAUCUUGGAAAAUAUAGAGAUCAGAGUAUAGAUUACGAGUGUGAUCGUGCCCCCUUAGUUCCCUCUAAUCAUCCUGAAGAAACAUUAGUACUUGAGGAUACUGCACAGUGCGUGGUUCUCGUUCGCCUGGGUGACAAUCUACAAGAACGCGGUGGUUCACUAGCCCCGCUAGUCGAACAAUAUCGAGGCUUGCCAAGGAAAGAGGAGGAAUUUGAUUUGAUGCAUAGCAUCAAAGACCUUCAACCCAUUUUCAAGUCUUCAAUAAAGACGAGUUUGUUGAAACGGCAGAACAACCUUCGUCGGUGGCCUGAGGAAGUCGUACUACAAUUCUUUCCUCUUGGUAAAAAGCAUUGCCCAGUCGCUGGUCCUGGAAAAGAGUGUUCGAACCUAGGAGUUUGGUACUACGAGUGCUGUGGCACACUUUACACGGAUUGCUGUGGAAAGCUAUCGAUUGCUGGAUGGAUCCUUAUUGGUGCGCUUGCGGUGAUAGUCAUACUUAUCAUCGUUGGACUUGUGUGCAGAAAAAAAUAG
Molecule: messenger RNA, 840 nt
Organism: Necator americanus (New World hookworm)
Lineage: Eukaryota; Metazoa; Nematoda; Chromadorea; Rhabditida; Ancylostomatidae
Exons: 11
Coding region: 1-840 (279 amino acids)
Source: RefSeq, a predicted model, not a curated record